GAAGAAAUUGACACAGCAUCCGAGAUUUUAUAUGAGCGAAUGAAAGCUCUCGGGCCUCAAGUCCCCGACUUAGUUAUAUUACCAGUAUAUUCAGCUUUGCCUGGUGAAAUGCAAUCGCGAAUUUUCGAGCCUGCACCUCCAGGAAGUCGUAAAGUUGUAAUCGCAACAAACAUUGCUGAAACAUCAAUUACUAUUGAUGGGAUUUACUAUGUUGUAGAUCCAGGCUUUGUAAAGCAAAAUGCCUAUGAUGCUAAAGUCGGAAUGGAUUCUUUAAUUGUUACUCCUAUUUCACAAGCACAAGCACGACAACGUUCUGGUCGCGCUGGCCGUACAGGUCCUGGAAAGUGUUAUCGCCUUUAUACAGAAGCGGCUUAUCAUAACGAAAUGCUUCCAAAUCCAGUACCGGAAAUUCAACGCACUAACCUCGCACAUACAGUGCUGACACUCAAGGCUAUGGGUAUUAAUGACCUUUUGCAUUUUGAUUUCAUGGACCCACCACCUGUUCAAACCCUUCUCACAGCAUUAGAACAACUUUAUGCCCUUUCCGCUUUGGAUGAUGAAGGUCUCUUGACUAGACUAGGCCGUAAGAUGGCAGAAUUUCCUCUAGAACCUCCACUUGCAAAGAUGCUCAUUUUAUCGGUUGAACUCGGAUGCUCUGAAGAAAUCCUGACGAUAGUCGCAAUGUUAUCUGUUCAAAAUGUUUUUUAUAGACCUAAAGAAAAACAAGCUGUUGCUGAUCAAAAAAAAGCAAAAUUUCAUCAGCCAGAAGGUGACCACUUAACUCUUUUGACAGUAUAUAACGCCUGGAAAGCUAGUAAGUUUUCCAAUGCAUGGUGCUUCGAGAACUUUAUUCAAGGUCGAAGUAUGAAAAGAUGCCAAGAUAUUCGUAAGCAACUUUUAGGUAUAAUGGAUCGAUAUAAGCAAGACAUUAUUUCUUGUGGCAAGAAUUAUGUUAAGGUUCGCAAAGCAAUUUGUGGUGGAUUUUUCCGUCAUGCGGCAAAAAAGGACCCACAGGAAGGUUAUAAGACCCUGGUUGAAGGUACGCCAGUGUAUAUUCACCCCUCCAGCGCUUUAUUUAAUAAGGGUCCUGAAUG
Molecule: messenger RNA, 1094 nt
Organism: Acaulospora morrowiae
Lineage: Eukaryota; Fungi; Glomeromycota; Glomeromycetes; Diversisporales; Acaulosporaceae
Source: the annotation of a GenBank genome assembly